AUGUCCUCGAAGCGCAAGCUAUCGUCGCUCGGGCUGCAGCGCCGGGUGCGCCCUCGACGCCAGGAUUCACCGGCGCCGGAACCGCCUGUCGACCCCGAGGCGUCGUCUGAAGCCGAGAGCGCCCCCGACGAGCGCGUUGGCCGCGGUGGAGGCGACGAGGACGACAGCGAGCUAGACGACCACCGGCGGCAUCGCUCACUGUCCGACUCAGACCAGUCCGACUCAGACGCACCCCCCAAAGUCAACCUCUCCGCCGUCUCCUUUGGCGCCCUAGCCCGCGCCCAGGAAUCCCUCCCCACGUCCCGCCGCCCGAAACCCGCCGCCCAGCCUCCCGAAACCCUUGCCCCCAGGACAGACGAAGCCCGCCGCCAACACCGCGCCCCCGCCUCCGCGACCCCCCGGCCCAAGCGCUCCUCCAAGCACGCCCCGCAGGAGCAGACCUCCAAGCGGCCCGUCUCGCGCCUGCGCGAAAUCAUCCCCGACACGCGCCGCAAGCCCCGCGACCCUCGGUUCGACCCCCUGGCCGGCAAGCUCGACGAGACCAGGACCCGCAAAGCCUACGCCUUCCUGGACGACUACCGGGACAGCGAGAUGGCCGACCUGCGGGCCCAGAUCAAAAGGGCCAAGAACCAGCCCCUCGUGCAGGAGGAGCUCAAGCGGCAGCUCAUGUCGAUGGAGUCCCGGAAGAAGGCCCGGGCGAGGAAGGACGAGGAGGAGCGGCUGCUGGCGGAGCAUCGGCGCAAGGAGAAGGAGCUGGUGGCGCAGGGCAAGACGCCUUUCUACCUCAAGAAGAGCGAGCAGAAGAGGCAGCUGCUCGUGGGUCGGUACGAGAAGAUGAGCAAGCGCCAGGUGGACAGGGCGAUGGAGAGGAAGCGCAAGAAGGUUGUCGGCAAGGAGCGGAAGGAGCUGGAUGGGCUGGUGGCAAGGAGAUGA
Messenger RNA from Ustilaginoidea virens, 933 nucleotides. RefSeq lists its product as uncharacterized. The record is from RefSeq and is a predicted model, not a curated record. NCBI's taxonomy places the organism in Eukaryota, Fungi, Ascomycota, Sordariomycetes, Hypocreales, Clavicipitaceae. Bases 1 to 933 code for a protein of 310 amino acids. Gene Ontology annotation, cellular component: 90S preribosome; nucleolus. The transcript is spliced from 2 exons. Gene Ontology annotation, biological process: maturation of SSU-rRNA from tricistronic rRNA transcript (SSU-rRNA, 5.8S rRNA, LSU-rRNA).